AUGGUAACUUCUGAGACAGUGCCUUUGAUAAAGGUUUCCUUUUCCUCUCACAGUGUCAGUAUUAGCAGCAGAAGGAAGAAGUCCAGACUGUGGAGUUCCAUCCUCAAGAUGAUCCCUCACAUGGCGCUGUGUAAAUUCUUUCCUCUGGUUCUAGUGGGGGUUGUGGUAUUUGCUGUGAGUGGGAUUAUUGGAGACCCUCUGUAUGAGUGCCUCAAAGAUACAGACUACAGCGAGCUUCUCGACAUUGUGGAUAAAGGUCUUCCUGCCACUAAGACACCUCGUCAUAUAGCGAUCAUUGGUGGGGGCAUCGCUGGAUUGACUGCAGCAAAGUUUUUAGAAGAUGCUGGCCAUAAGGUGACCAUAAUCGAAGCGAGUAACCGCAUUGGAGGACGUGUGGAGACCUUCAGGAACAGAAGAGAAGGCUGGUAUGCAGAAGUGGGUGCCAUGAGGAUCCCCAGCUUUCAUAAGAUUCUGCUUUCCUUUGCCUCCAAAUUACAAAUUUCUUUAAAUCACUUCAUCCAAGAUGACAUCAACACAUACUAUCUGGUAAAUGGAGUGCUACAGAAAACCUAUGCUGUGGAAAACAACCCCGGUGUGCUUAACUACAGCUUGAAUGAAAGAGAGAAGGGGAAGUCAGCUGCUCAACUCUUCAGUCAGUCACUGUGGAAGGUGAGGGAUGACCUCAAGACAAUCGGCUGCUCUGCCAUGUUGAAUAAAUAUGACUCCUACACAGUAAAGGAAUAUCUGGUGAAGGAGGGCAACCUGAGUCGUGGUGCCUUGAGGAUGAUCGGGGACAUCCUGAAUGAAAACAGCCUCUUCUACACAUCACUGAUAGAGAUGCUGUACAUACAAUCAGACAUCAAUGACAACACUGAGUACUUUGAAGUGACAGAUGGCUUUGACCACCUCCCCAAGGCUUUCUACCAGGUGUUAAAUGCCACGAUCCUUCUCAACUCAAAGGUCAAGCUGAUCAACCAAACAGGCAGCAGCAAGGUAACCGUAACGUACCAGGACUGGCGUAAUUCAGGCUCCCUAACCAACCUAACAGUGGACUAUGCCCUGGUUACGGCCACAGCCAAGGCCACCCUCUUCAUUAACUUCCAGCCCCCUCUCUCCGGGGACAAGAUGGAGGCCCUGCGCUCAGUUCAUUAUGCCAGCUCUACCAAAGUGGUUCUCAGCUUCAGCGAGCGCUUCUGGGAGAAAGAGGGCAUCAGAGGAGGGAAGAGCAUCACAGACCGUCCCUCUCGCUUCAUCUACUACCCCAGCCACAGCUUCCCCGGUACAGCCGCAGGGGCCCUCCUGGCAUCUUACACCUGCUCUGACGAUUCCACCCUCUUCCAAGGGAUGAGCGAAGAGGAGCUCAUGGCUGUGGUCCUGGAGGACUUGGUCAAGAUCCACGGAGAGGUAAUCAGGCAUCUGUGCACGGGGGGGCUGGUAAAGAAGUGGGGCUUGGACCCUUACAGUCUGGGAGCCUUUGCCCUUUUCACGCCCUACCAGCAGGGACACUAUGCCAGAGAACUGUUCCAGAGUGAGGGGCGGGUACACUUUGCAGGGGAACACACAGCCACACCUCAUGGUUGGAUUGAAACUGCCAUGAAGUCUGCUCUCAGGGCAGCUAAAAAUAUUAACAGCCUUACAGUGUAGUUCUGUUUGCAGCAAAUAUUUUUCACAUACAUCCUAACAUGUUCACUCUUACAGGAUUUGUCUGAUAGAUUGGUUUAGCAGUAUAUCUUGUGUCUGGUCUAUCAAUGUCAACCCACCCGGUGAUGUAUAUUUUUUAUGUUAUGUCAUAUUUAUUGAUCUAAUUA
Messenger RNA from Xiphias gladius (swordfish), 1808 nucleotides. RefSeq names its product interleukin 4 induced 1 (gene il4i1). Lineage: Eukaryota; Metazoa; Chordata; Actinopteri; Istiophoriformes; Xiphiidae. The transcript has 8 exons. Gene Ontology annotation, biological process: amino acid catabolic process. Gene Ontology annotation, molecular function: L-amino-acid oxidase activity; polyamine oxidase activity. Bases 1 to 1644 code for a protein of 547 amino acids. The record is from RefSeq and is a predicted model, not a curated record.